Pseudovirgaria hyperparasitica is the source of this 2782-nucleotide messenger RNA. Its product is annotated as RhoGAP-domain-containing protein. NCBI's taxonomy places the organism in Eukaryota, Fungi, Ascomycota, Dothideomycetes, Acrospermales, Acrospermaceae. The transcript is spliced from 6 exons. Gene Ontology annotation, cellular component: cytoplasm. Gene Ontology annotation, biological process: regulation of GTPase activity; signal transduction. The record is from RefSeq and is a predicted model, not a curated record. The coding region runs from base 269 to 2383 and encodes 704 amino acids.
UGCAUCUAUUCGUUUGAUAUUGAGGCGCAAGCUCCUCGUAAACACGCGGCCUUGCCCCCAGUGACGUGACACUCUGUCCCUGGUUUGGGCCCGUGCGUGCAACGUCCACUACCAUGGCCAUACCAUUGAAGCGUUGAUGCCAGAUUGUGUCGUUGAAAUGCGACCAACGUCUUGAAACUCGACGAAAUUCUACCAGUUCCUUGGUGUUACGUUCACAGCUACUGCCUUUAUCAGCCCGAGUUUCCCACAUCAAUAGACACAGGCAGCGAUGGACUCAAGAGAACCCAUCUCCGAGGCAAACGGUGACGGACCACCUCGUCCAUCGAGCUCCCAUGCGCCCGGUGAGGAUGAGACCUCGACAAUACCUCUUGUGCAACCAACACUCGUCAGCGAUACCUCGAAGGCUGUUGAUAAUGUCCUCUUCUCUGACAUUGGUGUGAACACGCUCCUCAACCGACUGAAGCAAAGCAUCGCCAGCGCGCAAGACUUUGCCGGAUUCCUAAAGAAGCGCUCGUCUAUCGAAGAAAGCCAUGCCCAGGGCCUCAAGAAGCUGUACCGUAGCACACACGAUGCCAUCAGCAGUUCCAAUACUCGACAAGGCACGUAUGCCCUCAAUCUUGACAACGCCACACGCCUGCAGGAUCGAAUGGGGGAUAAUGGUAUGCAAUUUGCUCUUUCUCUGCACCAGAUGCACGAAGACCUUACAGAGCUAUCAAAUACAGUCGAGAAGGGCCGCAAGCAAUGGAAGGCAGAGGGACUGGCAAACGAAAAGAAGGUACAAGACGCGGAAAGUAUGAUGUCAAAGGCAAAGUCAAAGUAUGACUCUCUUGCGGAAGACUUGGAUCGCUUGAAGACCGGCGACAAGAGCUCAGGGAAAUUAUUUGGCUUGAAAGGGCCCAAGUCUUCUGCCCAACAAGAGGAGGAUUUGCAAAGAAAGCUUCAAGCGGCCGACUCUGACUACUCGGCCAAAGUUAAGACAGCACAGGAUGCCCGACAAGCGCUCAUCAGCUCGCAGCGCCCAUCAGCCAUCAAAGCACUUCUGGAACUGAUCAAGGAGUGCGAUUCGGCUUUAAGCCUUCAAUUUCAAAAAUAUGUUGCUUUCAACGAGAAGCUUAUCCUAGGUAACGGUAUACUCGUCGCCCCUAUUCCGGGAUCAGAAGGUCAGCAGGUGCCACCAAGCAUGCGCGAUUUCGCGAACCUAGUCGACAAUGAGAAAGACUUGAAUUCAUAUAUUCUAAGUCACACCUCGAAGGUUCCUGCGAAGUCGCCAGACAUCAAAUAUGAGAAGCACCCGGUGAGUGCACGCCGACGCAGCCGAGCGAUGUCAUGGGGCAACAUCAUUAACGCAUCGAAGUCGCUUGUCCAACAGUCGACUUCAACAGGACAGCGACGAGCUUCUCAAUCGCAACCACCACAGCAAUCGCAUAACGCGUCGCCACCUCAAGCACCGCAAUCUUUUGCGCAAAGCACAAACGUUCAAUCUUCAGUGUCGCAGCCAACUCCAGUCUCGCAAGAUUCUCCAUAUCGAGAGUCGCCAUAUCAAGACAACUCAUACCAGCCGUAUCAGCCUCAGCCCCAGCAUCAGUAUCAGACUCCAGCUCAUUCUGCGGAUAGCCCAUACGGCGGUCCACCUCAAUUGAAUUAUCCUCAGACGAGUACUCCACAAUAUCCCUCAUAUUCGAGUCAGCAGUACCCACCUCCAUCUCAAAGUGGUACGAUGGCACAGCAAGCAUCCGGUGUUUUAUCUAGCAACGACGAUAGGGGAGUCUUUGGACGCUCUCUCGGUGACUUAUACGCGGAGAGCGACAAUCUGGCGCCCGUGCCAAUUGUGGUAUACCAAUGCAUUCAAGCUGUGGAAAUGUACGGUCUUGACGUAGAAGGCAUCUAUCGCAUUCCCGGAACAUCGUCGCACAUUGACGAGCUAGAGGCAGUCUUCAACAAAGCACACAACGAGCACACUCAAGUUGAUCUUCGCAAUCCGGCAUCUUUUCACCAUGAUAUCAACAGCGUGGCAGGCUUACUGAAGCGGUUUUUUAGCAAGCUGAAUGACCCCUUGUUCACUAGAUCGCGAUACCAGGACUUUGUCAAGGCUGCAAGGAUUGACGACGAGGUUGUACGACGCGAUACCAUGCACAAGAUCAUCAACGAGCUCCCUGACCCUAACUACGCGACAAUUCGUGCUCUGGUUUUGCACCUGAACCGCAUUCAAGACCAUGCAUCAAUCAACAGGAUGAGCUCAAGCAACUUGGCAAUUUGUUUUGCGCCCACCUUGAUGAUGGGUGAUAUCAAGGAGCAUCACGGGCCUCUUGCUGAUGCUGGGCUACAAGCUCGGGUUGUGGAAACAGUGUUGGCAAACACAUACCAGAUUUUCGAUGAGGAUUGAGAGGCUGAUAGGGGAGAACAUAUUCCCGUUGCUUUGGACAAGUUGUCCCAAAUACUGUUUAGUUACUGGUACCAUAUUUAAUUGCGCAAAUAUACACCCAUUGCAUGGUUUCAGACUUGGCUCUCCAGAAACAUCUUCUCCGCUAUCCAUGUACGUAUGUGAUGCUUAUUGAAUGGGCCCAUACUUUGAAUUCCUUGAACUCCGGUCUACCAAGUAUGUAGGGUAUUAUACAGUAUUUUGGCCUCAGUGAUGCUGUGACUCGUUCCAGCACCUCCUCGUCACAUCUCAAAUCCGCCUGUGUCGUCACAAAUCGCUCUCUUUGGAUAUGCAGGACUCUAUGACGCUCCGACCAAUAUGUUGUUUACAGGAAUGUGAAUCAGCUUGACAAUGUAUCCGAUC